AACUGGGGGAUACCAAUCCAAACUGGUUUCAUGAACUAACAGAGGAGUGCCUAAAGAACAGACAUGAUGAGGCUUCUACUGGAAAUACAGGGGAGAUCCAGCCUGCUCUGCCAUCCAUGAGUCUUGAAGGUGCCCUGUCACCAAAAACAAGUGUUAUUGGUGUAGACACAGUUAGACAAGAUGAUGCCCUAGCAGACAUAGAGGCACCAUUGAGGCUAAGUAGCUUGCAUUUACAGACACAUCAUUCUCUGCAUGAGCACCAGCAUGUCAGUGAGAUAGUGACACCCAAGACAGUCCCUACCCUAACUGCUAUAGCUCCCUCUAGUGACCAUGGGAAAACCUGUCCCAGUUUACACAGUGGGGAAUUGAAGGCAGAGAAAUUGUGUUCUAGUCCUGAUACCCCAGGUCCUAGUGGUAUAACACCAGUUCAGGCUGUAGUCAGGGGGAGGACAACCAGCACCCCAGGGUCAGUGGGCAGGACACCCCCCAACUGUGUUGAUAGCCUGGGGAUGGAGGUGCCCACAGGGAUGAAAACUCCAGGAACUGAAGGGAACAUCUCUGGGGAUAAUGUCAAAGGUUCAGCAACAAAGGGGAAUUUUCGAAAAAUGAAGUCUUAUGUGAGCCCCCUGCAGAUGUCGUGGGACAGUCCUGCAUUGAAGCACCUGUUGAGGACACCUGGUUAUGAGCAGAUGUUACACAGCACUCCUAACAUAGCUGUCAGUCUUGGAGCUGAUCCUAACGACACCGGCUUGUCUUGGACCAGUUCUUUGGCAACACCACCACCUGGAACUGUAAGUGUAAACAGUGAAACAAAGCAGAAUACAUCUCUAGAGGAAGGUCAAAGGAAACCAGGGGCCCUAGCAAGAGUGCUUUUCUCUCCUGGUGAAGGUCCCUCAUCUCGGAUGUCCAAGGUCAACCAGGUUCACCUUAAUCUCACCAUAGAACAUGAACCGCUUGAUGCCUCUCUAGAUGACCUACAUGACAAGAGGGGGGCAAAACUAGCAGCUUCAGGGAAAUCGACUGGUCAAGAAAAUGACGGAGAAGGCACAGAGGAAAGGCAGUGUACUGUGACUUUUGCUUCUAGCAGCUCUCAUGAGGAGGGUGAUGUACAGAAAAAAGCAAGAAAACUCAAGACUGAUGGUGCUGUACGUGAAAAAAAUUCCAUUGCAAAAGCUGGUGCUGCUCUGCCAAUUAUAAAACUAGACAGAAUUUUGACUCAGAAUACAAACAUUCCAGAAAUUGUGACUUCAGAAAAUAUUUCACAACAUUCCUGUAAAAAUUUGAAAUCCUUGAGCACCCCUGGAGACAUUGCAGUGGAGAAAGUGGUUUCACAUUCCUCAACACUGGUGAUGCCAGGUUCAAAAGAAAAGACAGCUGUUUCAGAAAAUGCAAAUCAAAAAGAAAAGGUAUUCACCACUUCUAGUCAUCUAAAUAAUGGCAUGAAAGAAAUGACUAGCAAUAGACCAGGUGAAGGUCCAGAGACUCGGGAGUGUAAGGGUAAAAUUGCAGAGACAGUAGUCCCAAUUGCUUCUAGCAAAAGUGUAUUGUGUGACAGUGUUAGAUGUAAUUCAUCAGCAACCAGAGAUUUAAAGAGUAUUAAACACAAUGAGGAAUGCGUCCCUUCCCCUACAUUGUCCUCAACUUCGUGUGCCAAAGUGGAUUCUCCAAAUAUUUCCAGUAACGUGGAGUCUGCCCUCUCUGAUUUCUUUAUGACGCCUCCUUCAAGAAAUACUGUCAGGGGAAAGCUUGGUUCCAAGGGCAGGAGGAGAAAAUGGCCAAAUUAUAGAUGUGUCCAGCACAGUGUUAAUAAGGGCAAAACUGAUGUAUGUAUGGUAGAAAGUGACAUGAAUCAAAAUAACAAGGAUCAAAAUGGUGCUGCAGAUGGGAAUAUGAGAAAAGACUCUGGUGAAGAUGUGGAUGAAAAUAUGUCGCCCAGUAUAGCAAUUAAAGUAGCUAUUUCAGACCCAGUUAUUAAAGCUAGUAAAACAGAGUCCCAGGAUGCUAGUGAUGACAAAGCCGUCUUCUCUGCAACCAGCUCGGUACAAAAACAAAAGACAGACCAGAGAAAUGAACUAGAAAGAAGUGACAAUGUACAUGCCUUUGGCAGCAGUAAAAAAAGUUCUUUCGAUCAGAAGUGUAAUGUGUCCCCGCCUUUACUUGAUGACACUUUGCCAGUUGAUCUCAAUAACCUUCAUGGCAUCCACAGAAGUCGUCACUCCUCUAAGGACAGUGAUAGCUCUGAAGUGACAUUUAAAACCCCUGGGAAAGUUGAAACAAAGGGGGUUACUGAGACAACAAAGAAACCCAAGUUAUCAGAAGAAACCUGUAGUGGUAAUCCCCCUGCAGCAAAUGCUGGUGAAAAUGACCUGGAAAAUUAUUCCUUUGGGUCUCCGUUUGAAGCUCCGUGUACAAGCAGUGAUAUGGUUACAUUUGUCAAACCUUGCUCGGAAAUAACAGUUGAAAAAGACAGUGACUGGACUUUUCAGGAACAUUCACAGUCUUCAAACAACCAGCAUAACAAAAACAGAAAGCCUUCUGAGAAGAUUUGGGAUGAGGAAAUGUAUACUCAGAUGUCUCCUACAUUACUAACAGCAAUGUGCCAUUCCGCAGAGACAAGUCAGACACCUAAUUUAGUUGGCAUUAACAAAAAAAAUGACUGUUCUAGUGAUAAUUCAGAUUCCCAAAUGAGGAAAAAUUUUAGUGACAUUAACAAGCAAGCUCCUAUGUCUAAUCACAAUGCCGUUGCUUCUUGUCUCCCCUCAAGCUUACAGGAACAUGAAAAACUUAUGGACAGUUCUAACUGUGGAAAGAUUACAACUGAAAGCAAUGAUGACCUGUUCUCUCAGAUAUCUCCAACCACAACAAAUGCCCUUCUCAGGGCGACUGAGACAUUACCAAAUCCUCAAGAUUUGUCACCAGUGGCUUGUAAAGAGUUAGGUUCAAGUCAGGUGGUGCCUUCCUGUGCGCAAGGCGAAAGAGAAUUAUUUGUUUCAUCCAAAGUUAAAACUAGCACACAUGUAAAAACUCCAAACAAACCUGAGGGUUUGGAAGAUGAGAUCUUUGUCCCUGUCUCCACUGGAAGCGCUGACACAGGCAGUGAUGCUAGAGCUUCAUACAACACCAGUAAGUACAAUGCAAACACACCAUCUGUUGGUGGAGACUUAACACCAAACCAAGCAACCAGUGAUGCUAAAGCUUCAUACAGUGCUGGUAAGAAUGAUGCCAACAUGCCAUCUAUUGGCAGAGAGUUAACACCAGUCAUAUCAACAAGGGGUAGCUUGAGCAAAAGCCGUAGUAAGAAAUUCUUUUACCCAACAUCAAGCCAGAUAUCCAAAACCAGAGCCAACAAAGUUUAUGACUUUCUUAGCAGUAAACCACUUCUAGAUCCUCCAACCUUGCAGUCAGUCUCUGGAUCAAAAAUUCCCGCGACAGUGGCACUUGAAUCAACAGUCUCCGAGUCCAUGACAACAACUACCCAGUCCAUGACAACAACUACCGAGUCAACAGUCUCCAUGGCAUUGACCUCAGGCACCUGUAAACCUGGUGCAACAUCUGAUUGUGAAACAUUUCCAAAGGUCAUAUCAUCAGAAGGGAGAAGUGGUGAAAAGACGGUAGAUAUGGUCUCCAGAAUGGAGGAGGAAAAGGAAGCUAAAAGGAAAGGUGCAUUGAUGGCUAUGAGGUCCAGAACAGGCUUUCAGAGCUUUUCAAGCAUAAGCAAGAAUUCCAAGUUUACCUGUUUGGGUAAACCAGAAGAAGCAGGUGCCAUCAAAACCACCAUUUGUGUGAAUGUGAAUACUGAAGAAUUAGGAGAUGACACUGUUAAACAUGAGCAGAAUCCACUCAAAGAUAGUGAAAAUCCAUCUCCUGUGAAAAUUACUGACUCUGCACAAAACUCAUCCACUCCAGACACAUUGCCUGCAGAGAAUGUGGAGACAAAUGAUUUUUCUGUAGAAGAUGAAGAAAUGUUGGAGCAGUGUUCAGAUGUAAAUUUGAAUACACAAGAAAAGACUCCCCAAAGACCUGUUGAGGAAGAAUUGGAAAAGACAAAAAAUGGGGGGUUCUCUGAAAUAGCCAAAAAACUUGAAAUGGGUGCUACCGGAUUCAAGUGUGCCAGUGGGAAAAACAUUGCUUUCAGUGCAAAAAGUCUUGAGAUGGCUGCCACUAUCAUGAAAGAGAUGGAUGAAAUAAUUAAACAAGAAGAAUGCACCAUGGAAAACAGCUCUUAUUUGUGUGCAGAAAUCCAAAAUACUAAGGAUACCAUUCCUUUGUGUGCCAUACAAGGAGUAAGUGCUAAAACUAAAGAAGUUGUCACGAGUCAAAGUUGUCUGGAUUCUGUAAAAACUAGCAAUAUAUUCAAAGGUGCCAAAGAAAAGUAUGUGCAAAGUGAUUUCAUUGGACCAAAACCUAGCAAUUUUAAUGGUAGUUUUACUACGGCCAUUGAUGAAAAUAUCAGUAUAUUAAACCAGGGACUUGCAAAGACCAAGACCAGUUUCACUGAAAAAGAUGCAGAGAUCUUAGUUGGAAGAACCAAGGAAGAACAAGUUUCAUUAGCCUGUGACAGUGGCAUAAAUGAAGAGACUGUUCAGUCAAAUGGGAACCCAUGUGAGAGGGCACAGACUGUCUUGUUUUCUUCAGACAGUGGCUCCAUCUGUGAGGAUGCAGGUACUUCCAAAUCUUUUCAGAAAAGUUCAGUGGACCAUUUAGCUGGUAAGAAAUACAUUCCAAAUACUGGACUUGAUAAAGACAAGUUUCCAUUGCCAGUUGAUGAAAAUAAAAAAGAGUUAUCCAGUACAUUUACCAGUGGGAAAAGCUUGGGAGGGUUCAGUUUAGCUAGUGGAAAGGCCAUUUCUUUAUCCAGUAAAGGCCUUGCAAAGGCAGAAGCACUUGUUGCAGAGAUUGACAGAGAAUUUUCACAGCAGAAUUUGCCCAAAGACGGAGAAAAUAGUGAUAAUUUACCUGUGAAUGUCACUGGAUUUACAUUAGUGAAUGGACCACAAAUGGCAGUUUCAGGCAAGGGUCUAUCCGAAGAAAAGGGAGAAGAUGAACAAAAAGGGACUGCAAAUUCAAAUCUUGAAAAUUCAGAGUCAAAGCUGGUCAAAGGAGAUGAUGAGGUAGAAGUGACAUUACAACAGCAACGUGCUACUUGUGUAGAUGCUGCUUUAACAAUUCAUUUUACUGUAGCUGAUGGCAAAGCCUUUAUUCCAGUUUCAGAUGAUGGACUCACUCAGUCAAAGGCAAUUGGGGACAAGGUAGAUGGAGAGGACCAAUCUACAAAACAGAAGAGUUGUGAUGGUGUGCCAAGCUGUGGAGGGUUUACUUCUGCAAAUGGCAAAGAGUUCAAGAUUUCUCAUGCAGGAUUAGCAAAAGCAAGAACAAUUCUAUCAGAAUUAGAUAAAGAAAAUGAAAUCCCAUUUUUACAACAACAAAAGUUUGAAGCUUCCGCCAUGUGUGGUUUCACCUCUGCCAGUGGCAAAAAGAUCUCGGUUUCAAGCAGCGGACUUGAAAAAGCUCAGGCAAUUAUGACAAGCAUAGACACUGAGAUAUCAGUACAACAUCAGAACAAUGUGGCUCAAUUUAGUGACAUUGCUAGUACUCGAGGUUUCACCUCUGCUAGAGGCAAGACUCUAGCAAUAUCCAGCAAAGGACUAGCAAAGGCCAAAGCUCUAAUGUCUGACAUUGAGUCAGAGCUGCUGCAGUCAUGUGAAAAUGAUAAAAUUUUUGAAAGAAGUAAAACUGGCAACAUUGAUUUAAGUGAGAAGCCUUGUCCUCAAGAUUCAGAAGUUGAAGCUCAGAUUUGUUCAGCUAAUUCCAAAAAGCCUUUGGUGCCUGGAAAAAUGAAUUGUGAGAAAAAAGACUACUCAAAUGUUCCCAAAGGAUUCAGGCCAUUUAAGCCACCAAGGAUAAUGGCAAAGAAGGUAGAGUCAAGAAAUGAAGUAAAAAAAGAAGAUGCAUGUGGAAUUUCACCUGCUGAGUCAAAGGAUACUCAGGAUCCCAAACAACUGUGUAUAAACUUUCCUGAAAGUGAGCAAACAAAGAAUUCAACUGUGACAAAAGACCAAAAACAAGGAGAAGAAACACCAGGCUCAAAAAAUAACGAAAACUUAACUAGUCAGUUGAAAACUAAGAAAACUCAGACUACCUCACUAGAAUUGAAAUGCAGUGUUGUUCCACACAUUCCAAAUACUCGAGAUAUUAAACUGGCCAUGUCUAAGGAGAUUAUUUCCCCAGAACUGCCAAAAGGGAGCAGCACAUGUGAGGAGUUUGAUGACAGCUUUGAUGACAUCACUGCUACUCAACUGUGCUGUUUGUCUGGCACGCAGUUUAAAAAUGCAGAAAAGGCAGAAUUUUCAGGCAUGUCGAAUGUCACAGCCAAGGACUUUCAUAAGCAGGAAGUUGAAGGCAUUGGGCCCAUAAAAGAAAUUGAAGAUACACUCCACUUCAGGACUGAUCAUGACACAGUUUGUACAUCAGUGAGUGAAGAUUGGCAAUCAUUACCAAAAACUGUAGGGUUCCAAACUGCUAGUGGGACCAAAGUCACAGUUUCACAGGAUGCACUUAAAAGAGCAAGAGAAAUGUGGAAGGAUUGCUGUGCAGAUGAUGGAAUUGGCAGUUGCCCAGGAAAUGUGUCGGAGAAUAAUCAUACAAAAAAUAAAGUAGAUUCUACAAAACCUGCUGAAAGUAGCACAAAAGUAUCAUCAGUCAGUAGUGAAGAUAAAAAUUCUGGUAACAGACAGGAAUUGACCAAAGCCAGCAUUGAGCAGCAAUUUAUGGGGUUUCAUACUGCAAGUGAUAACAAAGUGAAGGUGUCCAGGAAAGCACUGCUAAAAGCUAAAGAUCUGUGGAAAGAAUGUCACAUGGAUACAGACAACGAAAAUAUGGUAAUUAGGAAAGAUGCAGCACCAGAGAAGUAUGAGAAAGAUGUAAAAUCUACCCUAGACAAAGUAGUAGACAAGGCAAAGCAAGACAUUCAAGUAGAUGCAACUUCUGAGCCUUUACAAACAGCAGAUCAGAUAUCUGUUAAAAAGACAGUCCACAUGCCAGACAGUUCUCUACAAAAAGAUCUCAUAGUCCAGCAAAAGUCUAGGGAUUCCAAUACAAAACCUGAAAUGGAGAACGGACCUUCGAUUUCAUUUGUAGGCUUUCAGACAGCAAGUGGCAAGAAGGUUGAAGUCUCGGACCAAGCCUUGAAACAAGCUAAGAAACUAUGGGAACACAAUGAAUUUGAUACAGAAAGCAGUGAAAACAUAACUACCAAAGCACUUAAAAAGCCAGGUGAACUUUCUCGGUCUUUCCAAGGUUUUCAGACAGCAAGUGGACACAAAGUGUGUAUUUCAGAGUCAGCUUUGAAAAAGGCCAAGGAAUUAUGGAUGCAUUUUGAAACACAAGAAAACAGUGCAAGCGUGGGCUCUGAAGUGGAUAGUGUAGAAAACAAAUCUCAGACCUUCCAUGGGUUUCAUACAGCAAGUGGAAACAGAGUGGAGAUUUCAGAGUCGUCAUUGAUAAAAGCAAGAGAAUUGUGGCAUGAGGCUGAUGCUGAUGUGAAUGAAACAUAUUCCAAAUAUUCCUGUGACACUGAACGUCUUUCAGAAGGGGAUGUAAAUAUUUCCUACACAGCUUUAGGAAACAAACAAGUUAUUGCACAAACCAAAAAUGUUUUCCCUGAGGAAAGGGCCUUUGCUGAAAAGAAAAUGAAAGAUUCAUGCCUGCCGUUGUUUCAAACAGCUUCUGGGAGUGCAGUCACAGUCUCAGCUGAGGCUCUCAAAAAAGCUCUUGGCGUGGAUGACCUGUUGACCAAGGGCACUCUGGUAGUGGUCACUAACCUGCAGUGGAGGGGGGAGAGCAGGUCCAGUGUCCCCUGUUAUUUUGCCAGUGAGAUGUGCCACUUCACCACCAGACCUAAGGAUGAACACUUGAAGAUUUCUGUAGAGAAGCUGCAAUCUGUUAUAUCUUCACCAAAGCAGUUUAUAAAUGAGAUGGAGAAGAAGUUGAGGACCAUUGUAUUUGGACAGCCUGUCCAGCAGAAUGAUGAUAUAUCCGUGUCCAGUAAAAGCUCAAACUCUGUGGUCAAGAUCCCAUCCAGACCAAGGACCCCUGUAACCACAUUUACACCAGUGAGACCAUCUCCAGUACCAAAAACGUUACCAUAUUCUAAAACUGAUUCUUCCACACCAAAUUCAAGGUUCAGUCUUGACAUGAAAAAUACCCUCAUGCAAGAAAGCUCGGAAGAGCAAGCAGACGAUCCCCGCACAGCUCUUCAGCGCAUGAAGGCAAGAAAGUUGGAACAGUAUGGAGAACCCCCUCCAGUGUGUCCACUGCCUGUUUCUGUUCCCUCAGCUCUGAAGCGAGGGUUUAGGGCCCCUGGUCUUAGAAGCAGUAGUCCAAGAAAUCUACCUUUCAUUUCAAGAACCUCAAGUAAUGAGCAAAUAAACAUUGAUGACAAUAAAGUGAAAGAAAAUACAGCCCCUGAAAUUACCAACAUGAAAAGAAAGGAAUUUGACAAUUUGAAAAGACAAAGGAAUGAGAAUUGCCAAAAAGAUGAAGAGGUCCUUGAAGGCUGGGUGAAAAAUACUCCAAGCCAUGAAGGUGUUGGAGCAGAAGUGUCACAUAAGGACCACAGUCAAAUUUCACAAGGAUCCCCAAAGAAUGGUCCAAAGGAUGGAAGUGAGAAGAACCUUCAGACUGGUCACUGCAAUACUGACAUAUGUGACAAAGAUGGCCAAGACUGUAAACAAAAUGAAUUUGAGAAAGAAGACAAAAAAUCGUGUGAAGGACACUCAGCAGUACCUAACAUUGACUUAAAAUCUCAACAAAUUUCAGAGAAACCACAGAGCAAUUCUUCAUCUCAGGAUUCUCAGAUAACUAACCAAAGUUCCCAGCUAAGUCAACAGUCACCUAAGACUGCUUCAGGGAAAGCUAAGACGUCUAAGAGAAGACGGACAGCCACCCUGGAGACGAUAGACUUUGAUCAACUGAUUUCUGUUCACGAGGGGGAAGGGAUAGGGGAGAGGUGCAAAAAGCGACGUAGAUCAACAAGAUUAUAAGGAUCGAUUGUUUAAAGAUACAGGGUAGAUCUAUUUGUUAUAUCUUAAUAAAGUGCCAGCUUGGAAAAUUAUUAUAUGGUGCUUUCAAAACGAAAAACGCAUUCUUUGAAAAAGAUGAAUGGAUGAAAAAUGUAUAGACUUAAAAUUUAGAUCAAAAUGGAAAGGUAUGUCAUUAUAAACAGUCUUGGAGUUAUAAAGUGAAUCCAUCUUAUAUUGUCAGGUGCGUAAUUGUAACGAUGUUGAUUUGACGGGAAAUUAUUCAAUAUACUGUGCAAUGACAAACUUAAAUUGGUAAAAGGGAUAUCAACACACUUGUGUUGUAUUUGCUUGUAAUUAUUAUCAAGCUUGGAGAUAAUUAUGCAACUUGUCAGCAUAUAAUUUUUUUAUAAAUUAUUUAAAUUGUUCCUGAAAUAAUUCCCGUGUCCUUCAGUUGGCUUCUAGAUAAAAUUCAAUUUUUAACAUGUUCUGAUGGUCCCCGACUGUUAAUUGAACACUCAUAAAGUUACGUUUUAAAUUUCUCUUUAGCAGUUGUCAUUAGAGUUUUACUCUACAAUGUGCAUUUUUACACUCUGUGUAAUAAAGCGUUUUACGUCCAAAUUUAA
Messenger RNA from Lingula anatina, 9643 nucleotides. RefSeq lists its product as uncharacterized. Gene Ontology annotation, biological process: regulation of DNA-templated transcription; double-strand break repair via homologous recombination. Gene Ontology annotation, cellular component: nucleus. The record is from RefSeq and is a predicted model, not a curated record. Lineage: Eukaryota; Metazoa; Brachiopoda; Lingulata; Lingulida; Lingulidae.